Molecule: messenger RNA, 1469 nt
Organism: Athalia rosae (coleseed sawfly)
Lineage: Eukaryota; Metazoa; Arthropoda; Insecta; Hymenoptera; Athaliidae
Gene: EndoG
Product: endonuclease G, mitochondrial
Exons: 5
Coding region: 131-1120 (329 amino acids)
Biological process (GO): apoptotic DNA fragmentation
Cellular component (GO): mitochondrial inner membrane; nucleus
Molecular function (GO): nucleic acid binding; single-stranded DNA endonuclease activity; metal ion binding
Source: RefSeq, a predicted model, not a curated record
GCAUCGGUUGUCUGCUAGCGUGCUACUCAACGAAUUCAGGUGCCACUAGUGCUUUGAAUUUAGGGUGAAGGGUUAGUGCCGAGUGUGGAGUUGUCACUAUUAGUAUCUCGCAAAUAAACUAAUUCAAGAAAUGGCUACUUCGUCGGGUAUGGUAUUAAAGAUAACCGCACUAACGAGUGUGGGUUUGGGUGGUUGGUUCGCGGGUCAACUUUUCGAGAAAUGGAAACACGUCAGACAAAACCGAGACAGCCAGACUAGUCUUCUCUCAGAAAUAAGCAUCAAAAACAUGCCCGGACUUCCAAUUUUCGGAACAGUUUCAGCUGCAACUCCCAUGCUUCCCCCGGAAAAUAAUGUCGGACCAGUAACACCAAGCCUUUCAGCAACUGCAUCCAGAGUCUCACAGAUUAUGAAAUUUGGUUUCCCUGGUCUCGAUCAUGUAAGAUCAUUCGAUGAUUUUGUACUAUCGUACGAUAGACGCAACAGAGUUGCUCACUGGGUGUUCGAGCAUCUUUCCAAAGAUAAUGUAAAGUACAAUGAGGGUGUAGAUAGAUCCAAGUGCGAGUUUCUACCUGAUGAAAGUAUACAUCCAUACUUUAGAUCGGACAAUGCAGAUUACAAACGCAGUGGUUAUGAUCGUGGUCACUUAGCAGCAGCUGGAAAUCACAAAGCGCAUCAAAAACAUGUAGAACAAACAUUUUAUCUAUCAAAUAUUGCACCACAAGUUGGUGUUGGUUUUAAUAGAAAUGCUUGGAAUAGGCUAGAACGGUAUGUGCGAAAAAUGACCGAUGUUUACACUGAUGUGUAUGUUUGCACUGGACCGUUAUAUCUUCCCAAAAAAGAGGCAGAUGGAAAAAAAUAUGUUAGAUAUGAAGUAAUUGGUACAAACCAUGUUGCUGUACCCACGCACUUCUACAAAAUAAUUGUUGGAGAGACUAAAGAUUCAAAAUUAGAAAUGGAGGCCUUUGUAAUGCCAAAUGUUCCAAUUGACGACUCCACACCUCUCACCAAUUUUCAGGUGCCUCCAGAAAGUAUCGAACGUGCAGCUGGCCUUUUAUUCUUUGAUAAAAUAUCACGCAACAAGCUAGCCAAAGUUAAUGGCAAGCGUGUUGGAUGGGUGUAACGUUCAAUUAAUGUAGAAAUCAAAUUCAUUAUAGCUAUAUUUUAUCUUAUUUGACUAGACUAAUAUGUUGAAUUCAUUUUAAGUGCAAUGUAAAUACUGAAAUAAUACCUUCUAGAUAGCUAAAGUAUUUAUCAUUUUUGAACUUUUACCAUCACUCAAGUGAUGGCACGUGAAAAAGUUUAUUUAAAAGCAAUUUCAAACCGAAGUGAAGUAGGCUUGAAAAUUUUCGUCUUAUCUGGCUUCAUACAAAUUUGAAAAAAGUUAGAAAACUUCUAAUUUAUUUUCUAGUUUCACUUUCAUGUGAAUAUUGGAUAAUAUUUCAAAUGAAAAAUAAAUAUUUUUACAUGUU